Molecule: messenger RNA, 1239 nt
Organism: Bactrocera dorsalis (oriental fruit fly)
Lineage: Eukaryota; Metazoa; Arthropoda; Insecta; Diptera; Tephritidae
Product: trimeric intracellular cation channel type 1B.1
Exons: 4
Coding region: 301-1128 (275 amino acids)
Biological process (GO): potassium ion transmembrane transport
Cellular component (GO): membrane
Molecular function (GO): potassium channel activity; identical protein binding
Source: RefSeq, a predicted model, not a curated record
CAAUAGAUUCGGCGGCUGAACAACGCCGAGUAUAAGGAGCGGAACAACUACCUUAUAAUUCCAUGUGAGAGUGAACAAACUGAAUGCUUACACGAAAUUAUUAAAUAUCAAUAAAUUUUAUUUUAAAUUCGAAAUAGUUAUGGAAGAAAGGUUAACUGCGCGUUCCGUUUAAAGAGAUUCGAAAUCCGUUUAUUGAAAAUUUGGUGUUAACCGAGUUCUUCUGCCAGAAGAAAUAACGGUAGUGUACCGCGUAUUUUAGUGUCCUCAAGGAAGCAAGUGAGAAAUAUAUUUGCCAACACAAUGGAUCCAGCAACAUUCCUGAAUAUGGCCAAUCAGGUCAUAAAGUUGAAAAUGUUUCCUUACUUUGACAUUGCAAACAGCCUGCUUGCCGCAUUAGCUGUUAGAGAAGAUCUAGGUUCGAAUGCACAAUCAUUUUCACGUAAACAUCCACUUGCAUGUUGGCUAUCUACGAUGCUUGUAAUCUUCGCUGGAGGCAUGGUCUCCAAUGCCCUGCUUGGUGAACCCAUAUUGGCCCCUCUGAAAAACACACCACAAUUAUUCGUGUGCACAGUUGCAUGGUACUUGGUUUUUUACACACCCUUUGAUAUCGGUUACAAAAUUGGCAAGUUCCUCCCAAUUGAAGUAGUUGCUAGUGGAAUGAAAGAGAUUUACCGUACAAAGAAUAUUUAUGAUGGUGUCUCACUCGCUGCUAAGUUGUACCCAAACGCCUGGAUAAUUAUGAUUGUAAUUGGAACAUUGAAGGGCAACGGUGCUGCAUUCACUAAACUUGUAGAAAGACUGAUUCGAGGAGCCUGGACCCCGACAGCUAUGGAAUUCAUGCAACCUUCACUCUAUACCAAAGCUUCUUUGUUAGCUUCAAUAAUAUUUGUACUGGAUAAGAAGACAGACUGGAUUCCAGCGCCCCUUGCUUUAGUUUACUUCGGUAUUGUUAUAUUCCUGGUAUACUUAAAACUAUCUUCAAUUCUUUUGGGUAUACAUGAUCCUUUCCUACCAUUCGAAAAUCUGUCCUGCGCAAUAUUCUUCGGCGGUAUUUGGGAUAGCUUAGCAAAAAUAUUUGGACGUGGUCAAGCAAAAGGUGAAGUAAAAGGAAGCAAAAAGCGGAACUAAAAAACCGAUACGCAGUGAAAGGCGUUAAAAAUUAGUAUAAAUCUAUAACCUUCAAAUACAAUAAUAACACAACGACCCGGUUUUGAAAAGAUUACAGUUAUGUAAACCAUU